CUCUCUCUCUAUGAACUCUGCCCAUUCUUUUACUCAGCUCACAAGCAAAGCAAGCAUCCUGUACUCUCUUUCUCUUCUGCUUAAACACUCUCCUUUCUUUAUUUGAAUUUAUUCUUUUCUUACUUCCACUUCUCUUUUUUACCACUCUAAUUCUUCUUUCUUUCUUGAUUUGCAUGUGUUUGUGUUGAAACGUCUUCUUUCUUUUCCUUUUUCCUUUUUUCCUUUUUUCUGUAAAUUUGAUGGGAAUGUAAAUGGGUUCUUUAGAAAGUGGGGUCUUUCCAUUCAAGAGAGAGAAUCUUGGCCGUUCUUCAUCAAGAACUGAGAGGCACCCCUUUUUACAGAGACACAGAUCGAGAUUUUCACGUUUCUUGUUUUUCAAGAAGCUAGAUUAUUUACAAUGGAUUGGCACGGUUGCUGUCUUCUUGGUCUUUGUUGUUAUUUUUCAGAUGUUUUUACCUGGUUCAGUAAUGGAUAAAUCCGAUGAUUCAUUGCAAGAAACGGAUGUAGUCCCUUCAGAUUUGAUGUUCUUGAAAGAAAUGGGUCUGUUGGAUUUUGGAGAAGACAUUACAUUUAAGCCCUUAAAGCUUAUGGAGAAAUUUCAAAGCGAAAAUAGAGAGUUGAAUUUGACUAAUGUUUUUAAUAGGACUCAACUCCGUUUUGGAUACAGAAAGCCCCAGCUUGCAUUGGUUUUUGCGGAUCUGUUGGUUGAUCCACAGCAAUUGCUAAUGGUGACAGUUGCAAUUGCAUUGCGAGAGAUUGGUUAUUCAAUUCAGGUUUACUCCCUUGCAGAUGGUCCAGCAUAUGAAGUCUGGAAAAACACAGGAGUUCCAGUUACCAUUAUUCAAACCCGUGACAAGAUGGAGUAUUUUGUAAAUUGGCUGAACUAUGAUGGCAUACUUGUGAGCUCUCUUGAAGCCAAGGGUAUCUUUUCCCGUCUCAUGCAGGAACCUUUCAAGUCUUUGCCUCUCAUAUGGACCAUCCAUGAAAAAACACUCGCUAUUCGUUCUAGACAGUAUGCUUCAAAUGGGCAACUUGAGCUUGUGAGCUAUUGGAAAAGAGUUUUCAACCGUGCCACUGUUGUUUUAUUCCCUGACUAUGUCUUGCCGGUAAUGUACUCUACAUUUGAUUCUGGAAACUAUUAUGUUAUUCCGGGUUCUCCUGCUGAAGCAUGGAAAGCUGAUAGCAAACGGGCUUUGUACAACAAUAGUAUACGUGCCGAGAUGGGCUAUAGUGCUGAUGAUCUUGUCAUUGCAAUUGUAGGAAGCCAAUUUCUGUACAGGGGUUUAUGGCUGGAGCAUGCCAUUGUUUUACAGGCUUUAUUGCCACUUUUUCCUAACUCUGUAGUGGAAAAUGAAUCAAAUUCUCAUAUCAAGAUCAUGAUUUUAAGCAGGGAUUCAACUGUUAAUUACAGCUUAGCUAUUGAGGCCAUUGCUUUUAACCUGCAUUAUCCUAGAGGAAUUGUGAAGCACAUAGUUGUUGAAGAGGAUGCUGAUAGUGUUCUUAACAUGGCUGAUGUGGUGCUAUACGGGUCCUUUGUUGAGGAGCAAUCUUUUCCUGUAAUGUUGAUGAAAGCCAUGUGCUUUGGGAAACCAAUCAUAGCCCCAGACCUCUCCAACAUCAGGAAAUAUGUUGAUGACAGGGUGAAUGGCUAUCUUUUUCCUAAAGAAAAUUUAAGAGUUCUGACACAAAUUAUGUUGCAAGUAAUUGCAAAUGGGAAGUUAUCACCUCUGGCUCACAAUGUUGCCUCAAUAGGAAGAGGUACUGUUAAGAACCUGAUGGUUUUGGAAACUAUUGAAGGUUAUGGUUUGCUGCUUGAAAAUGUUCUCAAGCUCCCAUCAGAAGUUGCGAUGCCGAAGGCUAUUAAAGAACUUCCUCCCAAAUUUAAGGAAGAAUGGCAGUGGCAACUAUUUGAAGCCUUUUCAAAUUCAACAUAUGAAGAAAGAGCCUCAAGAAGUGACAGAUUUUUAAAGCAGGUUGAGGGACAGUGGAACCUUACUCUAAGAGAGAGCUAUGGUACUGUGCCUGCAACAUAUGACUCAUUUUCAUAUGAGAUUUGGGAGGAAGAAAAAUCACUUGGGAUAUUUAACAUGAGAAAAAGGAGAGAGGAAGAAGAGUUAAAAGAUAGAAGCGAACAAUCUCAUGGAACAUGGGAGGAAGUGUAUCGAAGUGCCAAAAGGGCUGAUCGUUCUAAAAAUGAUUUGCAUGAACGAGAUGAAGGUGAACUUGAAAGGACAGGUCAACCAUUGUGCAUUUAUGAACCUUAUUUUGGGGAAGGAACCUGGCCUUUUCUGCACCAUAAAUCGCUUUAUCGUGGCAUUGGAUUGUCCACCAAAGGCCGAAGACCUGGAACAGAUGAUGUUGAUGCAUCCUCCCGUCUGCCACUUCUGAACAAUCCUUACUACCGAGACAGCCUUGGUGAAUACGGAGCCUUUUUCGCAAUUGCAAACCGGAUUGAUCGUAUGCACAAAAAUGCUUGGAUUGGUUUUCAGUCUUGGAGAGUAACAGCAAGCAAGGGAUCAUUGUCUGGGAUUGCUGAAAAUGAAUUGCUAAAUGCUAUUCAAACGCGAAGACAUGGUGACACACUCUACUUUUGGGUUCGUAUGGACAUGGAUUCAAGAAACCCCUUACAACAGGAUUUCUGGUCGUUUUGUGAUGCAAUAAAUGCCGGCAAUUGCAAGUAUGCAUUUUCUGAGUCUCUCAAGAGAAUGUACGGCAUAAAGCAUGAUUUCAAUGUUUUACCUCCCAUGCCCGAAGAUGGGGGUACAUGGGCUGUCAUGCAGAGUUGGGCUUUGCCAACGAAGUCCUUCCUAGAGUUUGUUAUGUUCUCAAGGAUGUUUGUGGAUGCCUUAGAUGCACAAAUGUAUGAUGAGCACCAUCAAAAUGGAUACUGUUAUCUGAGUAUGUCAAAGGACAAACAUUGUUACUCACGUUUGCUUGAGCUACUUGUAAAUGUCUGGGCAUACCACAGUGGUAGACGGAUGAUAUAUGUGAACCAUGAGACUGGUGCAAUGCAAGAACACCACAGCUUUAAGAGCCGAAGAGGUAAAAUGUGGGUGAAAUGGUUCUCAUACACCACUUUAAAGAGCAUGGAUGAGGACUUGGCCGAAGAGACAGAUUCCGACCACCCUACACGACGAUGGUUGUGGCCAUCAACAGGUGAGGUUGUAUGGCAAGGUAUUAUUGAGAGAGAGAGGAACCUUCGAAAUCGACAGAAAGAGAAAAGGAAGCAACAGAGUAAGGAUAAACUUUCAAGGAUGAAGAAACGGAAUCGCCAAAAGGUAAUAGGUAAGUAUGUGAAACCCCCACCUGAAGGGGAGACAAAAGAUUCAAACUCAACUGUGGCAAACUGAUUUUUCAAGGUUGUGGCGUCUAAGUAGAUUCUAAUUAGAUAAUUCUUUAAUUUUUGAAUUCUCCCUCAUCUGGUCGAUUUUUUUGUCAGAAAGGAUGCACAAAUAUGUGUUGUGCAUGUUUGCUUAGUUCGUAUGUAACUAACUGCGUCCUUCCGGUCCUGGUCAUUUGAUGCUGACAAAUGCCAAAUGUAUACAAGCGAUUUUCUUUUUCAUUUUUUUCUUCUUUUUAAAAUGCCUUUCCAGGGUUGGUACAUUCAAAUGGAAGAAAAAGGCAUGAGAAUUUGUAAAGACAGUCAUCAAUGAAGAAUUUGUAUAACUCUAGCUCCUUAGAAAUUGUAUUUAUUUAUUGCUCUCUGUUCUCUA
Pistacia vera is the source of this 3713-nucleotide messenger RNA. RefSeq lists its product as uncharacterized. NCBI's taxonomy places the organism in Eukaryota, Viridiplantae, Streptophyta, Magnoliopsida, Sapindales, Anacardiaceae. The transcript has 14 exons. Bases 252 to 3350 code for a protein of 1032 amino acids. The record is from RefSeq and is a predicted model, not a curated record. Gene Ontology annotation, molecular function: glycosyltransferase activity.